AAAAAAAUUCUCCAUUUCUUAACUACAAAGCAUCCUUAAUUAUAUAAAUACGAAGAUACUCCAACCAAAUCCUACAUCUUCAACAUCUCUUCUACCACUUUUGUAAAAAUAAAAAAACACAUAUUUUCUAGCAAUCCUUUGGAUCAAUAAUUGAAUUUGAGAGCACUAAUUUUUUUGAUAUGGAACAAACUCCCUCCCUUAAAAUUGAGCAUGACUUCGUUCAAAACAGUGAAAGAGUGAAAUCUGUUGAUAUGCAUCCAACUGAACCAUGGGUUCUCCUGGGUUUAUAUUCUGGAACUAUUUCUAUAUGGAACUAUCAAACUAAGGUUCAAGAGAAGUCUCUCAAAAUCAGUGAAUCACCGGUGAGAUCUGCAAAGUUUAUUGUUCGGGAAAAUUGGGUUAUCGCAGCAACCGACGACAAAUAUAUUCGCGUCUACAAUUAUGAAAGAAUGGAAAAAAUAAUAGAAUUUGAAGGGCAUAAAGAUUAUAUUAGGAGUUUGGACAUUCAUCCUUUUCUGCCAUAUGUGGUGUCAGCUUCUGAUGAUCAAGUUUUGAAAUUAUGGAAUUGGAAGAAAGGUUGGUCAUGUGAUGAGACUUUUGAAGGACACUCGCAUUAUGUGAUGCAAGUGGCAUUUAACCCUAAGGAUCCAUCUACCUUUACUAGUACAUCUCUCGAUGGCACUCUAAAGAUUUGGACCAUUGAUUCUUCUACUCCAAAUUUCACCUUUGAAGGACAUUCGAAAGGAGUGAAUUGUGUUGAUUAUUUUGAUAGUAACGAAAAGCAAUAUCUUUUAAGUGGUUCUGAUGAUUACACUGCCAAGGUAUGGGAUUAUGAUUCUAAAGUAUGCAUAAAAACACUUGAAGGGCACAAGAACAAUGUUACAACAAUAUGUGCUCAUCCUGAUAUUCCUAUAAUAUUUACAGCUUCAGAGGAUUCUACUGUUAAAAUAUGGGAUGUUGUCUCAUAUAGACUUGAAACUUCAUUGGAUUUUGGUCUUGAGAGAGUAUGGAGUAUUGGAUAUAAAAAAGGAUCAUCUAAGAUCGUUUUUGGUUGUGACAAAGGAUUUAUUAUCGUUACGGUGAAGUUUGCAAGUAGGCAAGCGAAACAAGAUUAAACAAAAAAUUAAGAUGUGCUAUCUGAUUUUGGAGCAAGACUAUAAUAUAACUUAUGCUGUAAAAUUUACGUUGUAAAAUAAAAAAAUAUUUAUAAAGAGUGUCUUAAAAUAUGUGUUGUUUAUGUUAUUUUCUCUAGUAAUAAUAAUCAAGAUGUAGUUAUAUGUUGAAUCUAGAUACAAAUAAAGGAUAUGCUAUUGUAAUAGUUUUUAUAGAUCAUAUAUUGUGACUAUUUUGAUGCAUACUACUUUGUGCUUGCUAAAUA
This is a messenger RNA of Vicia villosa (hairy vetch), 1378 nucleotides long. Its product is annotated as coatomer subunit beta'-2-like. The coding region runs from base 180 to 1115 and encodes 311 amino acids. Gene Ontology annotation, molecular function: protein binding. The transcript is spliced from 10 exons. The record is from RefSeq and is a predicted model, not a curated record. NCBI's taxonomy places the organism in Eukaryota, Viridiplantae, Streptophyta, Magnoliopsida, Fabales, Fabaceae. Gene Ontology annotation, cellular component: COPI vesicle coat. Gene Ontology annotation, biological process: intra-Golgi vesicle-mediated transport; intracellular protein transport; retrograde vesicle-mediated transport, Golgi to endoplasmic reticulum.